Molecule: messenger RNA, 1368 nt
Organism: Penicillium chermesinum
Lineage: Eukaryota; Fungi; Ascomycota; Eurotiomycetes; Eurotiales; Aspergillaceae
Gene: atfA
Product: bZIP transcription factor atfA
Exons: 2
Coding region: 1-1368 (455 amino acids)
Biological process (GO): regulation of transcription by RNA polymerase II
Molecular function (GO): RNA polymerase II cis-regulatory region sequence-specific DNA binding; DNA-binding transcription factor activity, RNA polymerase II-specific
Source: RefSeq, a predicted model, not a curated record
AUGCAUACUAAUCCUCGCUCGAUAGACUCGCAGGUCGCGUCUUCAGCAGAGAAGCCGAAUGAGAGCCAAACGUCCCUGGCUCCCCCCCCACGACCCGCCGCGACUACUGCCAGUGACACCCCCGACUACUUCAAUUCGGUUCACAACCCCUUCUCACUGGAGCCCAACCCGUUUGAGCAAUCGUUCAGCGGGAACUCUGGCGAUACCCCCGGGAAGUCGCUGCUGCCACCCGUCGCAGCCCUCGCAUCGCCAGCCCUCGGCGGCUCAAGUUCUGGCGGUGGUUACAACUGGUCCAACUCUCUGCGCUCCGGGCCUUUGAGCCCCGCCAUGCUUCCCGGCCCAACUGGAUCAAAUGAUUACUUCGACAGUAUCGGCAGAGGCUUCCCGACCCCUAACGAAUCCUCCCUCCGGACUGGCUUGACCCCUGGUGGUGGGGGCUCUAUGUUCCCUGCCCCAAGCCCAAACUCACAGGCUUUGCUGCAGCAACUCCAAGGUGGAGGCGCGACCCCAUCCACGAUCGAAUUCCACCGUACCGCGCUGGCCGCAAAGAAGGGUAGCAACGCCAACGGUAAUGAACAGGAAGGCGCCGCAACCAUGGAUGUAAAACCUGGCCAGCCGGAAGCUGCCGAUCAGUUCACCCAACACGAUGCCGCUGAUGCCGCCAACGGUCUCUUCAUGCUCGCGAAGGGUGGUCAGAACAACAACAUGCAGCAAAUGAACCAGGGUGCCUUGCAAAACGAAACUCGUUCCGCAGCAGCUCGUCGCGUCUCACAGAAUACAAACGGCACCAGCACAGGUGGGGAUGGCUCGGAGCAGGAGAUGGCGAAGCCUGCUGCUAAGGGUAAAGGCAAAAAGAAUGCUAAAGCGUCUACCCCCGCAAACAACCGACGUAAGGCGGAUGAUAUGGCCAAGGGACCGAAUAAGAAGGCGAAGACCGCUACGGAGGAACCACAAUCCGAGAUGGAUUCCGACGAGGAAGACAUGAAGAUGAAGACUGGAGGAGGAGACCCGAAGAAGAUGACCGAUGAUGAGAAGAGAAAGAACUUCCUGGAGCGUAACCGUGUUGCCGCUCUCAAAUGUCGUCAGCGAAAGAAGCAAUGGUUGGCCAACCUCCAAGCUAAGGUUGAGCUUUUUACCACUGAGAAUGAUGCUCUGACAGCCACGGUCACUCAACUCCGUGAAGAGAUCGUCAACCUCAAGACCCUCUUGCUAGCGCACAAAGACUGCCCAGUUUCCCAGGCCCAAGGCAUUGGCCCAUUGAUGAUGAACGGAAUGUCUGCCGGCUUCGACCACCAUGGCUAUAGCAUCCCCGGGGGUAUGGGCAUGCAGCCUGGUGCGAUUCCUGCUCAAGGCAUGCGUCGGGCAUAA